CACGUGAUAAUAAUACUAAUAAUACUAAUAAACUUCAAUGAAAUGAAACAAAAUCUGAAAAUAUGAGAGUGGAAUUGUCAAUGGCAUAGUGUUUGUCUAAUACGUCAAAGUUUAUGUUUGAUAGGACUGUUCCUAUCAUUUUAUUUGUGAUUUUCAUUUGUCCAAUGGAAACAUGAAGAUGUGAGAACUAGAGCAACAAGGCUAGCCUACUGUGCUAAGAACAAUUCUGCAGAAACACAAGUACAAAGUGAAUGUUUUCAAAACCAGAGUUCCAAAACAGAUAAUGUAUAAUAAUAAUAAUUUUCAUAAUAACAUAAAUCUCUCGAUAAGGUGUUUUUCAGCCUGAUCUCCACUCAGGCUGAUGCUAUCGAUGAAGGUUAACUCUUGAUUACUUGCUUAAGUCUGUGUUUAAGGUUGUACGGUCUGCUUUUCUUCACCUUUGUUUUGUAGGCAAGAGGAGAGACGUGCACAGAUUAAGGAUGUGUAGGAAAAGCAGAGCUCACCCUCUUGUAGCGUAGCGUCUCCCUGUUGGUCGUUGCUCUCACAGGAAUCUGGCUACAUCGGUCUGGAAAUUACCAUGCAUCAGAAUUACCCGCAGUCCGGCGCUGAUCUAUCUAUCAAACGGAGUAGCUGCUUUGCUUUUUCAAAUGUGGCUUUAUUAAACACACUGUGUGAUUACGUUGGCAGUGGGUAUGCAGUGAAACUCCAUGUAGCUGUACUCAGGCUUGAUGCUAUCGCUGAAGGUCAACUCUUGAUUGCUUGCUUAAGUCUGUGUUUAAGGUCAAAGUCACAAGUCGUAUGGUCUGAUUUUCUUCUCCUUUGUUUUGUAGGCAGGAGGAGAGAAGUGGACCAUAAACAACAUGUGACUUUGCGCUAAACCCUUUUAGCUGAUUCAUAAAAACACAGUGAGGGAAAAAACAUGAAAUUAACCUGCGCCCCAUUGUCCUUAGGGUUUGCUCCUUCUGGUUUUAUAAUAUGUUUUAAGGAUUUCAAGAUGCUGCACAUAUAUCCAGAGAGAGGAAUUUUUAUGUUCUCGGAUAACAUUUGUGGCACUGUUCAGAUUAGAGUCCCUCUUCAGUAUCACUGGCAUUCCUACUGCUGAUGUUAAUAAGCAUUUUGGGUUUUAUAAGAAUUUGCAGCAAGCAGCCCUUUGUGACAUAAUCUAAGCCUCACACCCACAUUUAUAUUUAAUCUCUGCAGGAAAGUCUAAGCACCCGACUCUUCCCCUGAGGCAAGUUCAUUUUUAUUGUUGACUUAAAGCACUUCAUUUGCCAGAAACCAGUGGGUUGACUCCUUUUGAUUCACACAGGCAUCAGCUUUUCUUUCUUUGUUCUUUUUUGUUUGUGUGGAGAGGGUGCAUCCUUAUGGCUUUCCAGUUGUUUUCAAAAUAAACUGUCCUAGAAAGCAAUUACCAUACCUGAGAGCUCACAGAGUGUGUGUGGGUUAUACAGUGCCUAGCUGCCUCUUACGUGAACUCUGCACGGGUUGAUAGGAGCCUUCCAUUCAGACAAUGAAAGCAGAAAGAGCAUCCCUACUUUCAGGGUGACUUUACAUGGAAAAGCAUGUCUGGGCGCAGCGUCCGUCUGAAAUCUGUUCCUAUCCAAAGCCUCUCCGAACUGGAGCGAGCACGACUACAGGAGGUAGCUUUUUACCGUCUACAGCAAGAUUAUGAUUUGAACUGUCAGAUCACCAUUCCCAAAGAUGGGCAGAAGAGGAAGAAGUCUUUGCGGAAGAAACUGGAUUCAUUAGGAAAGGAGAAAAACAAAGACAAAGAAUUCUUACCACAGGCAUUUGGAAUGCCACUAUCGCAAGUUAUUGCCAAUGACAGAGCACACAAACUUCGGCAGGAUUCUCAAAAGGAAGAGCAGAAAGAUGUGGUAGAUUUUGUAGCAUCAAUUCUACCCUUUGGAUCAAAGAGACAGAAUAAAGAACUCUCAAGCAGUAAUUCAUCUCUGAGCUCCACUUCAGAAACACCAAAUGAAUCAACCUCCCCCAAUACACCAGAAGCAGCACCUCGGGCAAGGAGAAGGGGUGCAAUGUCAGUGGACUCAAUUACUGAUCUUGAUGACAAUCAGUCUAGACUCCUAGAAGCUUUGCAGUUGUCACUGCCAGCAGAGGCUCAAAGUAAGAAAGAAAAAGAAAGGGAUAAAAAGUUAAGUCUGAACCCUAUCUACCGGCAAGUUCCCAGGCUUAUGGACAGCUGCUGUUUACAUUUAGAAAAGUAUGGGCUGCAGACAGUGGGGAUCUUUAGGGUUGGAAGUUCCAAAAAGAGAGUACGACAGUUACGUGAAGAUUUUGACCGUGGCAUAGAUGUUGCAUUAGAUGAAGAACACAGUGUUCAUGAUAUUGCUGCCUUGCUAAAAGAAUUUCUGAGAGAUAUGCCGGAUCCCCUUCUUACCAGAGAACUCUAUACAGCUUGUAUUAACACUUUAUUAUUAGAUACAGAUGACCAACUUUUUACGUUACAACUACUCAUUUACCUGCUACCUCCCUGCAAUUGUGAUACACUACACAGGCUGUUGCAGUUCCUGUCUACCGUUGCCAACCAUGCAGAUGACACAAUGGACAAAGGUGGACAAGAGAUUACUGGGAACAAAAUGACAUCAUUAAACCUUGCCACAAUAUUUGGGCCUAAUCUGUUGCACAAGCAGAAAUCGUCCGACAAAGAGUUUACAGUUCAGAGUACUGCCCGCGCAGAGGAAAGUACAAUAAUUAUUGCAGUUGUACAAAAGAUGAUUGAGAACUUUGAAAACCUUUUUAUGGUUCCUCCUGAUUUACAGAAUGAAGUUCUCAUUAGUCUGCUAGAGACCGACCCAGAUGUUGUGGACUAUUUGCUAAGAAGGAAGGCUUCCCAAUCAUCGAGCCCUGAGUUGCUAAGAUCAGAGUCAUCUUUCUCAGUUGAAGGAAGACAUUCAUCCACAGACUCAAAUAAAGCUUCUAGCGGGGAUGUUUCUCCGUAUGACAAUAACUCUCCAGUCCUGUCUGAACGUUCUGCUAUUGCAAGGCAAGAAGACAACGUCAAUUCAGAGAGGCUCCACAAGACUCCUGAACCACACACACUGGCUGGGCACCUAUUGACAAAAACCAGGGAUUAUUCCACUACACAGUGGUGUAAUAAGGAAGUUCCAGAGGACAAUUUUGAUAUAUGGGGCACCUGGCAUUCAACUUUAAAAUCUAUAUCCAAAGAUCAAGGAGUGACAGAUUCAUAUGGGAAUAUCUACGAAAACAACUCAUUGCAACAAGGACAGUGUUCUCAUUCCCAAGGAAACAUUGGUCAAAAUUGGCAGCAGUGUAAAAACCCUGUAAAAGAAUUAGACAAUGGAAAGGCAAAUAUACGGAGGAGUCAGACAUCAUCUGCCAUUCCUGAGCUCCGAUCACACAUUCCAGUGACCCGAGUAUGCAGCAAUCUACAGACUGAGUUAAGCAGAAGAAACGUGGAAUAUUCUUCAAGAUGUGAUCAGCACUUAAUUACCAGCAAUGCUGAGGACAUUUCUGGCAAAGAUCCAUCAUUGCCUUGUAUCGAGAAUAAACCAAGGCCUUUAUAUCUGCAGCAUGCUGAUGUCAGUAAAAAUGAGGCCCGUCUCCCCCCUCCAUACCCAGGCCCAGUAAAACAAAGUGCAGCACAGACUUAUCGUUCCUCAUUUUUUUCAAAUGAGCAGAGUUUGUGGAGAUUGCCAAAGUCAGAGACACUUGCUGGGACAUCAUUGAGUAGGACUCAAGUCACAGAACAAGCUGCUUGUAACAGGCAGACUUCUCAGAAAAACCCAGACAAUAACCAGAACAGUAGAAAUCUGACAGAACAAAACUGGCAGGACUGGCAGAGAGAGAGGUGGCAAAUCUGGGAACUCUUAGCUGCAGAUAACCCCGAUACUCUCCCAGAAACACUAGUAUGAUGGACAAAAGUGGACACAAAAGCCAUAGUCUUACUUGAGACUAAAGAUACAAGAAGGACAGUGAAAAUAAUGUACCUUUUUAUUUUUUUACACUUAUUUUUUAACUUUAAUUCCUUUGGAACUAUUAUUUGCAUUUAUACGUAUGCAUCACUGCCAUGUUGUCUUUUCUUUAUCAGUUGCUGCUUACAUUAAAGGACAUGAGUUCAACAUUUUUUAUCAUGGUGUAUGCUAAGAAAGCAGAUGAGUAGAUUGGUUGUCUUAAUGCCUAGACAUUCCCUAUGUAUAUUCUUCAGUGGGCUUAUCCUAUAUGCCGUGGGAACAAGCAGUAAACAGUAGUUAUGUUUGCGUAGAUGAACCAGCGCUAUAAGCGUGGGAUAGACAGAAAGAAAGUAAUAGUAUUUCUUAGUUUGUUGUUACACCCUUCUGUGGGGGUUGGAGUUAUUUAUUAAGCAAGUGCCUGGGUGCCUGUGAAUUCAGAGGCACCCAAAACAUAUGUACACAGAGUGAUCGCAGAGCUCAAGUGAGGUGUUAUUGCUCAACGACUCUCCUCCACCCUUCCACUUCCAGGCCUGUGGAAAGACAGAACCAGUGGAUGCCUACAACGCCUACAAAGGUGGAAUAACCAUUCUCAAUGCAAACAAUAUUUCUAAACGUUUGUGACUUCAUAAUUUGAUUACACAGACGGCACCACUUUUUUAAAAAAUUGGUUGAAGGGCAAGUGAACCCCGCAGGUGAAGGGAAAUAGACACUCUGCUUAAUAAAUAACUCCAAACCCCACAGAAAGGUGUAACAACAAACUAAUUAAUACUAUACUAUAUAGAUUUAUUUUUCACUGCACUUGUCUUACCAUGAUAAUUAAGAACUUCUUUAUAAAUUAUGCACAUGCUGGUUUCUGUGCUUUUCAUUUUUUAUUGAAGGGGAAAAUGUAAUUUUUAUACUCAGGUUGUUGGGGAAAGACGUAAAUUAAAAUGCUAUAUUGCAGGGGCACUAUCAGAGUAGGACUGUAAUUUAUUCCAUGAUUUAAUUUAUACAAGUUAGCAUCCAAGAAAGACUGUAUAUAUUUCGAUUUUAAGCAAGUACAGUAGGUUGGAAAGUAACUACCACAGCAGAUCAUAAGAAAAGCUAUUAGAUAAUGGGGUCUUAAGAACAGUCUACAUAAAUGCAUUACAAUCGAGUGACGUCUUCCUUGUAACCUAGUGCUUAUAUACUGUACAUGUUGUAUAUAUAUAUAUAUAUAUAUAUAUAUAUAUAUAUAUAUAUAUAUAUAUAUAUAUAUAUAUAUAUAUAAAAUUAGAGGGUUAAAUAAGGUGUUUAUUUGUGGCAUCAAGGCAUAUUACUAUAACCUGGUAAUACAGGAUUGGUAAUUCAUAACUUGUAUGUUGUUUUGAUGAAUAAUCCAACUAGUAAAUAUGCGUAUAAUACCUUCCAUAAUCCGGGGGGGGGGGGCUAAUUUAUUUGGCCAGAGCAGCUAAUGUUGGGAAUAUUAGGCAUAUAUUUUUCUGUAUCAAGGUUAUUAAAGGAAAACUAUACCCUGGAAAAUGUAGGACUUUAAAAAUAUAGUGCAUAAAACAGCUUAUAUGUAAAACCCUGCUUCAUGUAAAUAAGCCAUUCACAUAAAAAUAUACUUUUAAUAGUAUGUGCUAUUGGGUAAUUCUAAAAAGAAAAUUCUAAUGUUAUGAAAAAAAGGCUGCCCCUGUGAUCCUAUGAUUCUAGGUGCACACAAACAACCCAUACAUAGGUCAUACUAUCAUAUAUAGUUCAUGUCUUUAUAUGUUGCAUAAGUAUUCAUUUUAGGGGUAUAGUUUUCCUUUACAAGUUUCCCUGGUUUUGUGCACAAGGCCCUGUAUCUGCCAGUUACCAAAAGUAGAUGUUUAAUACAGGGUUACAUCAGAGAUCUGUGGCCCUUUGCAUUUUUGUGUAUUUCAAAUUAUAAAAGUAAUCCAACUCACCAUUUAAAUGCUCCAGUGAUGCUCAUAGACCUUCUGUCCUAUUCCUUAACAUAUGCAUACCUAUGUCUCUUUAGCUGUUGGUGGCUUUUAGGAGAGCAAAUGAAGGGUUGUAGUUAGGGCAACAGUAUAUAAAGUGGUAUGAUGAGCAUCUUACCAUGCUCAUGGAAUCUCACUGCUUUUCGGGGUCCUACUAUGUGCAGGUUCCAGUGCUUUCAUCCCUAUUUGUCAAACAAGGGAAAGUUGUGCUCAACACUAAUUUUUAAAACCAUUAGGCAGGGGUGCAAUGAGGCUGUGACCACAAAAUACUUAUACAAAUACAAGA
Messenger RNA from Xenopus laevis (African clawed frog), 6164 nucleotides. It is a transcript of the gene arhgap6.S, whose product is annotated as rho GTPase-activating protein 6. The coding region runs from base 1563 to 3893 and encodes 776 amino acids. The transcript is spliced from 13 exons. The record is from RefSeq and is a predicted model, not a curated record. NCBI's taxonomy places the organism in Eukaryota, Metazoa, Chordata, Amphibia, Anura, Pipidae.